Messenger RNA from Rhizophagus irregularis DAOM 181602=DAOM 197198, 519 nucleotides. The record is from RefSeq and is a predicted model, not a curated record. NCBI's taxonomy places the organism in Eukaryota, Fungi, Glomeromycota, Glomeromycetes, Glomerales, Glomeraceae.
AUGGGUUACUACUUUCAUAUGCAGACGAAUAGGAACCAGAAAUUCCAUUUCUUGAUUGCAAACUAUCCACCAUUCAUACGAAAAAGAGUAAUAACAAGUAACGCGAAAGAGUUUACAUGGUUGUAUUGGUUUCAGAAUGCUUUGAUGUUAAAUUUAAACGAAUCAGGUUUAAUAUUAUUCUUAGCGGAAAUUUUAUGCGGUUUCCUUGUAGAAAUACGAUUUUCUGGAUUUAUUUGGACGCGUGAGUCUCUUCGGUUUUUUGACUCAGGAUUUUGUUCUUUUUUAGGCGGUUCUUCGGCUCUUCAACAAGGAGAUUUUGGCGUUUCUUUCGGUCUUGAAAAGGAGAUUAGUGUGUUUAAUUUUUUUUCGACUUGGGAUUUUGUGCCACCAUUACCACUACUAGCAACAACAGCACAAGCAGUACCACCACCACUGCCACUACUUCUACCACUACUAGCAGAAACAACACAACCACCACCACCAAUAAUAAAUCAAAGAAAAUUCACAAAGACAUUGUAA